CAUUGAAAGAAUUCAUUAUGAUGAAACAUUCUAGCAUCUUCAGUCCAACAUCUCAGCUGCGUAACAGCCAUUUCAUAGCACUGUCAGCCAUAACUCUCAGGUUAUACUAAGACAAUCACAAUAUCCCCUUUCUUCCACGCUCUCCUGCUCGGUUGAUUGAAUUAUUUUUUUUGUCGGUAUUCAGUGCACAGGAUCAUAUUCUGGUGUGUUAUCUCCUGCCCAAAAUCUCAGCUCCGUAACACUUGUUGUUUUACACUGUCAACCAUAACUUUCAGUCUGUAUCAAGUGAAUGAUGCUCUGUCCUCCAUGCUCCACUGCUCUUACUCACACUGCAUUCAUUGGUUUUGAUUUCUUGACAGCCAAUUCUACAGCAUCAGCCUCACCUGCACCCACUAACUCAUCCUCAUCUUCCAAUGGUACCACUGCUGAAGGCUCUACACACCAUCCCUGUGGAAACUUCUCACUUAGUAAGACCCAAUAUGGCAUCACAGUUACAGUAGACAAUGGUCUGUCAAGUACUGUAACAUUUGAAGAUGAGGAUCGUGAAAAGUACAGACUAAAAUUCCAAAACAUAGUGGAGAUUUCACUGAAACCCUGUACAACCUACAGUAACAUAAGCGUAACUCAAGGACCCUGCACCUUAAAAUCAAAUUCAUCAUUAUCCAUCAAAACCAAUGAUAUUGCUGCCGAUGACAUCAACUUAAGUUUGACAAAUGAUAAGUUAUGUUACUCAAUAAAAUGGAAUGUGAGUCCUGGUGCUGAACUAAGAAUUAAUGGAAUUCCUGGUGCUGAACACAAAACCCAAAAUAAUAGUUGUUUCAAAAUGGAGGAGAAAGAUUCUUGCCAAAAUCUUAGAGUCAAUGUCGCAACAAACCGGUGUAACGUCACCAAAGAACAUCAUUUAGGACCAGUUAUAGAAACCAACUCGCUAAAAUAUAAUAAUACCUGGCCACCAAAAGUAGAAUGGGCAAAUCGACCGAAGACAUGCAGCGACAUCAAGUUUCAUUACAGCUGCAAAAAUGAAAGCAAAGUAUUCGAAAAUGGAAAUAAUGUGGCCUUGGAGCAUCACAAUGUGACUUGGACCUGCUCCGUGGACGUUACUUACAGAAAUGACACCUUCAUUGUUAACGGUACAAUACUUAACAUAAACUGUGAUAUUAACAUACACCUGGAAAAUAAGAAAGGAGAUACUUCUAUUCAGCUCAUGUGGAGCAGUACAAGCGAAAAGUGCCCUGAACUCCAGAAAAAUCUUACUUUUGAAAGUUGCAUAGACAGACAAGGCCAGUGCCAGGAAAACCAACAUAAUUUCACAGGAUUAACUCCAUACACAUAUUAUACAUUCUUUGCAAAGGCCUUGUACAAUGGAACACCUGUAUCAACAAUAAAGGACAAAACUAUCCAGACCCUUCCUGGCAAACCAAAGGGGAAAGUGGAUAUUACCAUCAUAGAGACAAGUCACAAUUCCUAUAAUGUUUCUUGCACAUUUGAUGAAAAAGAUGUAUAUGGUCCUCAAANUCUGUCUUUUAUUUUUAUUACAGAUUACUCAGCUUAA
Paramormyrops kingsleyae is the source of this 1552-nucleotide messenger RNA. The record is from RefSeq and is a predicted model, not a curated record. Lineage: Eukaryota; Metazoa; Chordata; Actinopteri; Osteoglossiformes; Mormyridae.